This is a messenger RNA of Pogona vitticeps (central bearded dragon), 1438 nucleotides long. RefSeq names its product microtubule associated protein RP/EB family member 2 (gene MAPRE2). Gene Ontology annotation, molecular function: microtubule binding. The record is from RefSeq and is a predicted model, not a curated record. Lineage: Eukaryota; Metazoa; Chordata; Lepidosauria; Squamata; Agamidae.
CGAGCGAGAGAGGAAAAGGCGCGCGGGGUGUGUGUGUGUGUGGAGGCUGCAGGGAGGAGGAGCAGAAUCUGGGAGCGAAGGAGCAGACGCGCGCAACGAGCCCGCCCCAGCUUCUCCUGCACACAGGCACCCGGGUUAGGGCUGCUUGCCUUUUGGGAGCGCUCCAAUGCCUGGACCUACCCAAACGCUGUCCCCAAAUGGAGAGAACAACAACGACAUCAUCCAGGAUAACGGCACCACCAUCAUCCCUUUCAGGAAGCACACAGUGCGCGGGGAGCGUUCCUACAGUUGGGGAAUGGCGGUCAACGUGUAUUCUACCUCUAUAACCCAGGAGACUAUGAGCAGGCAUGACAUCAUUGCAUGGGUGAACGACAUAGUAGCUUUAAACUAUACAAAAGUUGAACAGCUGUGUUCAGGAGCAGCUUACUGCCAGUUCAUGGAUAUGUUGUUUCCUGGGUGUAUUAGUUUGAAGAAAGUAAAAUUUCAAGCUAAACUGGAACAUGAGUACAUUCAUAACUUCAAACUUCUACAAGCGUCAUUUAAAAGAAUGAAUGUGGAUAAGGUUAUUCCAGUGGAGAAAUUAGUAAAAGGGCGCUUCCAAGACAACUUGGACUUCAUACAGUGGUUUAAGAAAUUCUUUGAUGCUAAUUAUGAUGGGAAGGAGUAUGAUCCAGUGGAGGCCCGGCAAGGCCAAGAUGCCAUUCCACCACCUGAUCCUGGUGAACAGAUCUUUAAUUUGCCCAAAAAAUCUCAUCAUGCAAACUCUCCAACAGCAGGUGCUGCAAAAUCUAGUCCUGCUUCAAAACCAGGCUCUACUCCAUCUCGUCCAUCAUCAGCAAAAAAAACCCCACCAAGCACCUCAGCAUCUAAAUCUGAUAAAGAUUUGGAGACACAAGUUAUACAGCUAAGUGAACAGGUACAUUCAUUAAAACUUGCACUUGAAGGUGUGGAGAAGGAAAGGGAUUUCUAUUUUGGGAAAUUAAGGGAGAUUGAGCUUCUCUGUCAAGAACAUGGGCAGGAAAACAAUGACCUUGUGCAGCGACUAAUGGAAGUUCUGUAUGCUUCAGAAGAACAUGAAAGCCACACAGAAGAGCCUGAAGGCGAGGAACAAGUUCACGAACAGCCCCAGCAGCAGGAAGAGUACUGAUUAUCCGGCACAUUUGCUACUUUUAAUUUUAUGUGGGAACUUUCUUCUGAAGAAUGGAACAUGUGUGGCCUCAGACUUGAAACCAAUCACUCUCAAUCUGCCAUUAACAUAAGUGUAUCAUAGUGAGUGUCAGCCAGCCGCUGCAUUCUGUGCCCAUCCUUUGCCAAGACGUGUUUGCAGAAGUCCUCUGUCAAGGUAUGCACCUGCCGAGAUCUCCAGGCUUUGGUUCCAGUUGCUACCACCACAACUUCACCAUUUGGCUGUUUGAGAUUUGUUCAACUUUUUUUAAAA